AUACCACGUGGGUGACUUUUUCGCACGCAAUCAUAGCAAACAACGCGUAACAGUUUGCCUCAGCUGUUCGUCGAUGUCUGAAGCCAUGGUUUCCAGGGACAACGAUUAACUUGGUUGCCGCCGCUGUUUUCGGCGGGUAAACAUUGUGAAAAAUUUUCGCCUAUGCCACUAGUCUGUUUGUGGUACGUUAUUAACAUUUUUAACUAAUUUAAUGUGUGAAUUCAAAUAACGCAGCAUGAGUCGACGAUUGGCCAAGUUGCACAAACCGUGCGACAAACUGGACAAGUACGACAAUGAGCCGUACAUGCAGAAUCCGCUGUUGAAUCUGUUUCUCUCGGAGGUUAAGGAACGACGGCAUUACAGCUUCAUUCAGCGUAAAGCGGCAGCGGAAAAAGUCAAACUGUGCCGCCGAAAAACGGAAGAUCUGGACGACGUCAUCCCAAAGCCCGAGUCAUACUAUGCCGAUCAGUUGCGCGAACAUGCAAAGCGUGCCCCGGUACCGAAAAUGCUUGCUAAAACCGAGGAAAAGAUCCUGUCCUACGUCCCGAAGCGGCUGCGACAGCAGUACCCAGCCGCUCUCACCGCGUACAUGGUGGACGUUCACGCCGAUUUCGAUAAGGUAAUGAAGGCCUUCAGCUGCCAGAAAAUUUUCAAGCCCGGCCCUGAUGACUAUGUUCCUCCGAGGGACAAAUUUGAAUUCAAACGCCUCGGGCGUACCAAAAACUACAAGAGCUUCCUCAAAAACCGAGCGAUCAUCCAGAAGAAUCUACUGAUUCCGCAUCCCUUCAUUCGGUGUAUCAUUCACUACUCCUAUACUGAUCUUCCGCCGACGCUGAACGAUUACACCAAGUAUAGGAUGAAAGAGGAGAUAACCCUGAAUGAACUUCGCGACAUGGCCAAGAAGGAACUUCAAGUGGCGAACAAUUUUAUCGCCCAAGAGUGGUACCCGAAAAUUACGCGGAUACUCAAGAAGCACUAUGAACGUCGUACACUUCCGAAAUCCAUGUGGCCGAAGGUGAUCAACUGUGCGUACAACUUGAUAAAUCGCCAACUGACCGAACUAAAGCUGCACACCAUUGACCACCUCAAAAAGGCCGUACUGAAUGUCCAUAAAAUCCCACAAAUGAAAAUCAUUGCGAUAUGUGACGAAGGUUUGGAUUUGUUUCCGAGCCUAAACGAUAUCUUCAGUGUGUACCAAAAUGCAAUCGAGGACAUUGCUGCCGUUGGAUCACGACUGGAGCCGCUGGAGAACAUGAUCGAUGGUCAGAGUUUUGUACCCAAAACCAGUUUCAUGAAGGUAGGAGUUGGUGAAAUUACGCUUAGAGAAGCACACAGCGAACUACAAAUUGCUCUUGAGAAAACCUUCGAGCCGCUGGCUAGCUAUCUGAGGGAUUUGCAGGAGCAAUUUGAACGGUUGAUUAGCCGGGAGACUCGAGAAGAGUUGGACGAGUUCCUCAGUGAGUCGCGGUCGUUUGAGGAGUAUUUGCAGAAAAUUGACGAAUUUCAAGUGUACAACGAGAAGAUAAAAAAUAUGGUGAUGAAGGAGUACUUCUACGUGGCCAUCGUGAAUCAGUCGGAUGCGAUUGGUAGUCUGAGGAAGAUAGUGCGAGAAUACAUCGAGCGAGUUGCAAUGAAUAUUGCGGUGGAACAUAGACGGGAGGGUGAGAGAAUCUGCAAAGAAUUCGAAGAGAUCAAAGACAGGGCGUUGGAGACUCCGACAUCUACCGAGCAGCUGAUGGCCAAUGGCGAAUACAUGACUAGAGCUAAAACGGAAGUGAUCGAGGAGUUGAGAGAGAAAAUACAGGCAACAAUGAGGAUCGGUGCAUAUUUAGUAGAAUUGCUUGAGCUCCCACCGGAUCAUAUGGACGUACAAGUGAAAAGUAUCAAUUGGUACUUCCGUAUACAGGCUGUAUUCGACGUCAAUUCAACAAACUUUGAAGCAUACAAGUUUCAGUUCGAGGAGAAGCUCCAAGAAGUAACCAAACAGCUUAACGAAAAGAUGGAGGAAAUGAUUCCCAACAUUUCGAUUAUCAAUGACAUGACGGAAACAGAGAAAUUCCGCGAUUACGUAAUGCUACUACAGGGCUACAUUGAUCAGAUCUUCGUGUUCGAAGACUACGUCAAGUGGAUCAACAAAGAGGAAGUGCUGUUUAAGUUCCCCAAGUCGCAGUAUCCAGUGCUUGAGGCGAUCAAGACAUUCAUCGUGCCUUUCUACAAAUUGAUCAGACUGUGCAUGCGGUGGCAACGCUUCUACAACGUUUGGAUGGAUGGACCAUUCGAGUACCUUGAGCCUCAUUUUGUGGAAUCAAAGGCAGAAGAGUUUUUGAAAGAGUUUCAAAGAACCCAAAAAUAUUAUCGUAACCGUAUCAAGGCGGAUAUGUUAGAAAAUACACUAUGUAAAUUUAAGGGGCAAACGGAGGAUCCAGAUCCCGAGAAGCAUCCAUGCCCGUUAAAACUUUGUGCCCGAAUGGCACAGUCCAUCAAAGACUUCCACCUGGGCGUAUAUAUUGUGAAUAUUAUGUGCAAUCCUGCACUAAAGGAUCGUCACUGGGACGAGAUGUCAGAGAUCGCAGGAUUCGAUUUGACUCCGGACGCAGGAACCACCCUACGGAAAUUUAUCAACUAUCAACUGGAGAAGGACUUGGACAAAUUUGAAAUCAUCAGCAUUGGAGCGAACAAAGAGCUGCAGUUACAACAGAAUUUAGCGGCAAUGAUAAAGGAAUGGGAAACAAUUGAAUUUAAGUUGAAUCCCUUCAAGGACACCAACAUCAAUAUUCUUUCGGGAUUGGAUGAGAUACAGUCUGUACUCGAUGAUCAUAUCAUCAAGACACUUGCCAUGAGAGGUUCAGCGUUUGUUAAACCGUGCGAAAAAGAGGUUAAAGAGUGGUACAAAACAUUGACCAGGGUGAACAAAACACUCGAGCAAUGGGGAAAGGUACAAAGCACAUGGUUGUACUUGCUGCCAAUAUUCUCUUCGGCGGACAUUGUUGCACAAAUGCCAAACGAAGGAAGAAUGUUCCAGCAGGUGGACAAAACAUAUCGAAUGUACAUGAAGAUAGUCGAGGCAAACCGAUCUGUGAUGAAUGUGGCCUCAGCAAAAGGGGUUCUGGAAGCAUUGGAACAGUCGAACGAACUGCUAGAGGAAAUAACCGAUGGGGUAAAUCAGUAUCUGGAGAAGAAACGUUUGUAUUUCCCCAGAUUUUUCUUCCUGUCAAAUGACGAGAUGCUGGAGAUUCUGUCCGAGACGAAGGACCCGUUAAGAGUGCAACCACAUUUGAGUAAGUGCUUCGAAGGAGUUAAUCGGCUGGAAUUCGAUCAGGACUUCGACAUCCGCUCUAUGUUUAGUAUCGAGAAAGAGCAAGUGCAAUUUGUGGAAAAGGUAUCAACCACUGAAGCUCGUGGCAGCGUUGAAAAAUGGUUGCUCCGAGUGGAGGAAGAAAUGUUGAAGGCUGUAUCGAAUGAGAUAAAUUCCAGCUUUCAAUCAUACAAAGAGAAGCCGCGUGACUCGUGGGUACUUGAUUGGCCCGGAAUGGUUGUACUUUGCGUGUCGCAGAUUUAUUGGGCAGCGAAUAUUCACUCAUGCUUGGGAAAGAAACCUGAUGCCAUCGGACAGUACUAUGAACAGCUUCAAACGGAGUUGAUGGACGUUGUGACGUUAAUCCGGUCGAAGGAGAUCACAAAUUUGGACCGAAUAACGAUCAAAGCCUUGAUCGUUAUCGAUGUUCACGCGAAAGAUGUAGUGGAUGAUCUAAUCAAGCAGAAGAUCCACUCGGAAAAUGAUUUUCAGUGGCUGGCGCAGUUGCGCUACUACUGGAGUGAACAAGAAGUCACAGUGAAGAUUAUUAACGCGUCGGUGAGAUAUGCGUGUGAAUAUCUUGGUAAUUCGGAUCGACUGGUCAUAACGCCGUUAACUGAUCGUUGCUAUCGAACACUAAUGGGAGCCUACCAACUUCACUUGAAUGGAGCUCCUGAAGGACCCGCUGGCACAGGUAAAACUGAAACAACGAAAGAUCUAGCCAAAGCACUUGCUGUUCAGUGUAAGGUAUUCAACUGUUCCGACGGCCUGGAUUACAAAGCCAUGGGAAAAUUUUUCAAAGGAUUAGCGUCAUCGGGAGCGUGGGCUUGUUUUGACGAGUUCAACAGGAUAGAACUGGAAGUUCUGUCGGUGGUCGCUCAGCAAAUUCUCUGCAUAAUUGUAGCAGUCCGAGCGGGUGUUCAGAAGUUCACCUUUGAAGGCACCGAGCUUAAUUUGAAUCCAUCAUGCUACGUGUGUAUUACAAUGAAUCCUGGUUACGCUGGUCGUUCAGAGCUCCCGGAUAAUCUCAAGGUGCUCUUCCGUACGGUAGCUAUGAUGGUGCCAGACUAUGCUAUGAUCGGCGAAAUUUCACUGUAUUCAUUCGGUUUCACUAAUGCUCGAUCACUGGCGGUUAAAAUAGUGACUACCUAUCGACUCUGUUCUGAGCAACUUUCGUCACAAAAUCACUACGAUUACGGCAUGCGUGCGGUCAAAACCGUUUUGCAAGCCUGUGGCAACCUGAAAAAGUCCUUCCCAGAUGGUGACGAAGAAAUCCUACUGCUAAGAUCACUGCUGGAUGUAAAUCUGCCCAAGUUUUUACGAAAAGAUGUUCCUCUUUUCGAAGGAAUCAUUUCAGAUCUAUUCCCUGGGGUGGAUCUUCCCCAAGCCGAUUACAUGAUACUUACGAACGCAUUCAAAGACGUUUGCAAAGAUAUGCAAUUACAGCCUAAGGAUACCUUCCUGACCAAGGUGAUACAAACCUACGAGAUGAUCAUCGUCCGGCAUGGCUUCAUGAUGGUUGGUCAGCCCUAUUCCGGGAAAUCGAUGACGCUUAAAGUUCUCGCCGAGUGUUUGGGCAAGCUGCGGGGUAAAAGUGACAAUCCGUAUUUUCAGAAGGUGCGCUACGAUGUGGUAAACCCAAAAGCAAUCACUAUGGGCCAACUUUACGGUGCCUUUGAUCCGAUUUCUUACGAGUGGACAGACGGAAUCGCUUCAACGAUUUUUAGACACUUCGCGAUCGAUACUACGCCUGAUCGCAAAUGGUUGAUAUUCGACGGACCGGUGGAUGCCGUUUGGAUUGAAAAUAUGAACACUGUGCUGGACGACAACAAAAAGCUGUGUCUAACCUCCGGAGAGGUGAUCACGAUGACGGGGGAGAUGUCUAUGAUUUUCGAAGUGAUGGAUCUGGAGCAAGCCUCGCCGGCUACGGUCUCAAGAUGUGGAAUGAUAUUCAUGGAGCCAUCGGUGAUUGGAUGGGAAGCUUUCGUGAAGUCUUGGAUCCAGAAGUGUAAUAAAUAUUGGACAACAGAUUGGGAGGAUUUCUUGUUGGAAAUUUUCCGCUGGGUUGUACCCGAUUGUUUGACAUUCAUACGCAGGCAGUGUAGACAGUAUCUAUAUCCGGGUGACACCUGUUUGCUGGUGUGUACGAUGAACAUUUUCCAAAUGGUGAUUGAUGAAGCCGUGCAUGACAAUCCGGAUGAUUAUCAGAAGUAUCUGUUUACGUGGUUUCAAGCAGCAUUGAUCUAUUCGGUGGUCUGGGGUUUGGCAGGAAUACUUGACAUGGAGUCCAAGAUGAAGUUUGACGAGUUUUAUCGUGAGAUUUGGAAGGGCACCGACGAGCACCACCCAGUACCAGAGGCACUUGGAAAAAUCGAUGUUUCAAUGCCAGGGGAAGGAAUGAUUUUGGAUUAUGUGUACUAUUUCAAACAGAAGGGGAGUUGGCGCUACUACCCGGAUAUGGUACGACAAAUGAAGAAUGAAGUUGGUAUUACGCUGCUGGUACCCACUCUAGACUCCAUACGAUACAUGCACAUUAUAGAUAUUCACGUGAAGAACAAGAAGCCUCUGCUCUUGGUUGGUCCCACGGGUACAGGCAAAACCUACUACUUCCAAAACUACCUGAUGAGCAAGAUGGAUAAAACCACGUUUUCGCCGACUUUGGUUACAUUUACGUCCCAAAUUACGGCCAACCAAACCCAGGAGCUAAUAGUCUCGAAGCUGAUCAAAAAGCGCCGAGGGCUGUACCGUCCUCCGGACAACAAAAUCAGCGUUCUUUUCAUCGACGACAUGAAUAUGCCGGCUAAGGAGAUCUACGGGGCCCAACCGCCAAUCGAACUGAUUCGACAAUACUUCGACUAUGAACAUUGGUACGAUCUGAAGGAUGCUUCAAAGCUUUAUCUGCAGAGAAUUCUCAUAAUGGCGUCGUGCGGUUUGCCCGGUGGCAGCCGUCAGAACGUCUACGAACGGUUCUUGUGUCACUUUGAUAUUUUUGCCAUUAGCAAUUUCAACGACGAGACGAUGUUCAAAAUUUUCACGAAUGUCUUGCUAGAUGGCUACAAAAAGGGAGGCCACGCCACUGAUGUAACCACGAUGGUUAACAUGAUCGUGAACGCUACCUUGGACGCGUACCAGUUUGCUUGUGCGAAGUUGCUGCCGACUCCAGCGAAGUCGCAUUACAUCUUCAAUUUGAGAGAUGUCUCACGGGUUAUUAGCGGUUGUUCGAUGAUGAAGCGAGAAUCAGUGGAAAGCAAAAAAGUAUUUCCGAAGCUAUGGAUGCAUGAGGCUUUGAGGGUGUUUUAUGAUCGCCUAGUGGACAAGCAAGAUCGAUUGUUUGUGUUCGAGAAACUCAAUCAGAACUUGAAGACGUUUUUCAAGGAGAGACCGGAACAGUUACUGCCCGACUUUUUCGACGAACAAACGGGUGCAGUGAAGUUGGACAGUUUGAACAACCUUAUGUUCGGAAGUUACUUCGAUGUGGAUGCUGAGAUGGAAGAUCGAAAGUAUGAGGAGACGCAACACGUGGAACAGCUACGGGAUUUAGCCAACCGAGAUCUAGCGGAGUACAACAGCACUCACAAAGCCAAAAUGGAUAUUGUUCUAUUUCAGUAUGCGUUGCAGCACCUGAAUAAGAUCUGCCGUAUUAUGUCUAUGUCAGGUGGAAGUUGUAUGCUCGUUGGAAUGGGCGGUUCUGGGAGACAGUCAUUGACAAAAUUGGCGGCACAAAUUUGUGGACAGUCGUUAUUCCAACCAGAGAUUACCAAGUACUACGGAAUAAAUGAAUGGAGGGAAGAUUUGAAGAAAGUUUUGAGGGAAGCUGGUGGCAUGGGCCGCGACACGGUGUUUCUGUUGACGGAGGCGCAGUUGAAGGAGGAGGUUUUUCUGCAGGAUAUUGAUUGCCUGCUCAACAUAGGAGAGGUUCCAAAUAUUUUUCCAAUUGACGAGAAACAGGAGAUUCUGGAAAUGGUCCGUCUAGCCGCUCAAGGCGGAAACAGAAAUUUAGACAUUGGUCCUCUGGAGGUGUUCCAAUUUUUCGUGAACCGUUGCAAGCAAAAAUUGCACAUCGUCAUAUGUUUCAGUCCUAUUGGAUCAACAUUGAGAACGAGAAUCAGACUUUACCCAUCACUGGUCAACUGUUGUACCAUUGAUUGGUUCGACGCAUGGCCUGAAGAUGCACUCGAGAAGGUAGCCGAAAUGUACAUGAAGGAAUUGAAUGUGGAUCAAUCGGUUAAAGAAUCUACAGUAGUCACCUGUAAGCAUUUCCACGUCGUAGCCAGGGAAGUCUCAGCAGAGUUUACGACGGCCACUGGUCGUGUUACUUACAUCACAUCCGCUUCGUAUUUGGAACUUAUCAAAUGUUUCCGAAAUCUCACCAAGAAGCACCAAAAUGAAAUUAUGGAAAACAAAAUGCGUUACCUUGGCGGUCUUGAAAAACUGGAUGCGGCUGCCGAAGCUGUGUCCAUAAUGCAGAAGGAGUUGAAUGCUCUUCAGCCGACACUGAUCAUCAUGGCCGAACAGUCUCGUCAGAUGACGGAAGAGAUCGAGAAAGAAUCCAUUGAAGCGGCUGCCGCUACGGAACAGGUGAAGAAGGACGAAAUAGUGGCAAAUGUACAGGCGGCCGAGGCACAAAUUCUGAAGGCCGACUGCGAAAAAGAUCUAGCUGGAGCCAUACCCAUUCUCGAGGAAGCCAUUCAAGCGUUGAACACAUUAAAGCCGAAUGACAUUACGCUGGUGAAGUCAAUGAAGAAUCCUCCCGAGGUAAUCAAACUUGUUAUGGCAGCGGUUUGUGUGAUGAAGGGAAUCGCUCCGGAUAAGGUGACGGAUCAGGCAACUGGAAAGAAGAUGCUUGACUUCUGGGGACCAAGCAAGCGCCUUCUAGGUGACAUGUCAUUUUUACAAACUUUAAAAGACUUCGAUAAGGACAGUAUAAAUCCGGACAUCAUGAAAAAGAUCAGGAAAGAUUAUAUUCCUCACAAGGACUUCCAGCCGCACAUUGUGGCGAAGGCGUCCAGCGCUGCUGAGGGUUUGUGCAAGUGGAUAAUUGCUAUGGAUUUGUAUGAUGCUGUGGCGAAGAUUGUCGCCCCGAAGAAAGAAAAACUUAGGCAAGCGGAGAAGGAAUAUGCGGAAACGAUGGCUCUGCUUACGGAGAAACGGCAACUGGCGGCAAAUCUCGAGCGUAAAGUAGCCGAAUUGAAUGACAAUUUGGAUGAAGCUAAUCGCAAGAAACAAGAGGUUGAAGACGAAGUUCAAUUGUGCAAAGAUAAACUUCAACGCGCGGAAACUCUUAUUGGCGGUCUCGGGGGAGAAAAGAAUCGAUGGACAGUCUCUGCUGAACAGCUUCAACUAUUGUAUGAUAAUAUCGCAGGGGAUAUUUUGAUAUCGAGCGGUGUCAUUGCAUAUCUUGCCCCGCUAACGGCAAGUUAUCGGAAUCGAUGUAUCGCAAAUUGGCACGAGUUCGUAGUCAAGAUGAAAAUACCGUGUUCGGAAACUUACAGUUUGGUGAAUAUACUUGGAUCAAAAAUAAAGAUUCAAAACUGGAACAUUGCUGGCCUACCGACCGAUGCAUUCUCAGUUGAGAAUGGCAUCAUUAUGGAUAGUUCCAGUCGUUACAGUUUAUUCAUAGACCCACAAUUCCAAGCGAAUAAAUGGAUCAGAAAUAUGGAAAGGAACAACCAUCUACAGAUCCUAAAAUUUUCCCAAUCGGAUUAUAUGAAACGUCUAGAAUCGUGCAUAGAACAUGGCUACCCGGUAUUGAUUGAAAAUAUUUUCGAAGAUCUGGAGGCUCCGCUAGAUCCGCUUCUCAACAGAAAUACUUUCGUUCAGGGAGGCGUUGAAUAUCUCAGCGCGGGAGACAAUGUUAUUGCUAUGUCACCGAAGUUUCGACUAUAUUUAACCUCCGGAUUGAGAAACCCACAUUAUUUACCGGAGGUGUUCAACAAAGUAACGGUUAUCAACUUUGCCCUUACCAUUCAGGGAUUGGAAGAUCAGCUGCUCGGAAUAGUGGUUGCUAAAGAGCGCCCGAAUUUACAGGAGCUACGUCAGAGCCUGAUUCUGCAGGGAGCGAAAAACAUCACAAUGUUGAAGGAAGUCGAAGAUAAAAUACUGAAGACUCUGUCGGAGAGUAAGGGAGACAUUCUGGAGGAUGAGAGUGCUAUAAAAAUUUUGGAUGAUUCUAAAACUAUUUCGAUCGACAUUGUUAGGAAACAAGAGGACUCCAAAGAAAUUGAGGCAAAAAUUGAAGCGUUUCGGCAGAACUAUCGACCGGUUGCGGCCCACUCUUCUACGCUGUAUUACUGCAUAACGGAGCUGCCGAGUAUCGACCCGAUGUAUCAGUUUUCGUUGGCUUGGUUCAUAAAUUUGUAUGUCUACUCCAUCGAGAAUGCGAACAGAACCAAAGACUUACUCAGGAGAUUGAAGUAUUUGAUGGACGCCGUCACGCUUAAUUUAUACAACAACGUUUGUAGAUCUCUAUUUGAGAGAGAUAAACUGUUGUUCUCUUUUAUUUUGACUACAAAAAUUAUGAUCGCGUGUAAUCAAGUGGACGUCAGAGAGUUUGAAUUUCUGCUAUCUGGAGGGGAAAAAAGUACCACAGACCGUCUCAAUCCGGAUAUGACAUGGAUUACGGAGAAACUCUGGGAAGAUAUCUGUCGCCUGGAACAGCUUCCGGAGUUUUUUGGAUUUAUCAAUGAUUUUUCCCACAACCUAGCAGCAUGGAAGCGUUACUACGAUGUUGAAGACACACACUUGGAGAAACUGCCUACCCCUUGGCAGGAGAAAACGAAUCGUUUUGAGAAACUCAUCGUAUUGCGAACAUUUCGACCCGAUAAAGUCGUUCUAGGAAUCACUGAGUUUGUCGCAUCAGAGAUGGGUCCAGCAUAUGUGCUUCCACCCCCCUUCGAUAUUGCAAAAUCAUACGAGGAUUCUAAUUGUUUAACUCCGCUUAUUUUCAUCCUCUCCCCGGGAUCGGAUCCCAUGAACGCCCUACUUUUAUUCGCCGAAAAAAUGGGAUUUGAUGAGACCUUCCAAUCAAUCUCACUAGGUCAAGGUCAGGGUCCGAUAGCUCAAAAAAUCAUAGAAAGGGCACAAGAAGAGGGUACGUGGGUUUGCCUACAGAACUGCCAUUUAGCAGCAUCAUGGAUGCCCGCGCUGGAGUUUCUCUGGGAGAAUAUGGACCUUUACAACACUACCUCAUCGUUUCGUUUAUGGUUAACAAGUUAUCCGUCGGAAAAAUUCCCAACAAGCAUUCUACAGAACGGAAUAAAGAUGACGAACGAGCCUCCCACAGGGUUACAGCAAAAUCUUCUUCGCUCGUACAACUCGGAACCGAUGAAUGACGAUAACUUCUACACCGGAUGCCCUGGGAAGGAUCGUGCUUUUUCGAAGCUACUCUACGGAAUAUGCUUUUUCCACGCAGUAGUUCAGGAACGAAAAAAAUUUGGACCCCUCGGGUGGAACAUUUCGUACGGUUUUAACGAAUCUGAUUUUCAAAUAUCCGUACUUCAGUUGCAGAUCUUCCUCAACCAGUACGAUGAUGUACCAUACGAAGCCAUUUCAUACCUGACCGGAGAGUGUAACUACGGGGGUCGUGUGACGGAUGCAUGGGAUCGACGAGCUAUCAUAACGAUUCUGGCGGACUACGUUAACGAUCGAGUGGUCAACGAUCCGAACUACCAUUUCUCCAACCAGGGUGAAAGCUAUGGUAUCCCGUUGAGAAACGAGCAUCGAGAGUAUGUAGCGCAUAUUAAGAAUAAUGUACCCAAUUACCCUAGCCCAACAGUGUACGGGCUGCAUCCCAAUGCCGGUAUCACGAGGGAUGUAAAUGCAUCAAAGGUGUUACUCGAGUCGAUGCUGAUGACUCUCGGUGGAACGUCGGAGAAAAGUGAUGCUGACAAGGAGAAAACUAUCCUGGCUGUUGUCGUUGAGAUUUACGACAGACUUCCGGAUGAUUUCGACAUUGAACUUUCGAAGAAAAAAUAUCCAGUGGAUUAUAGCGAAUCUAUGAAUACGGUCUUGGUGCAGGAGAUGGAACGAUUCAACACACUUCUGCAGGAAAUUAGAUCCAGUUGCGUGAAUUUGAAGAAAGGAAUUGCGGGACUGAUUGUGUUCACCCCGGAACUGGAAGCAGUGUUCAAUGCAAUCAACUUCAAGAAAAUUCCGGACAGCUGGAUGAGAAAGUCGUACCCAAGUUUGAAACCGAUCGGUGCGUACAUAAACGACUUUUUGGAGCGGCUUGCAUUUUUGGAUUCGUGGUACCGGGUGGGCAAGCCAAAUGCGUUCUGGAUCGCUGGAUUCUAUUUUACACAAGCGUUCCUUACGGCUGCGAUGCAAAACUAUGCCCGAAAAUAUCGGAUACCAAUCGACAUACUGACGUUUGAUUUUAACGUGUUGCGCUCCUCAGACGCGAAUUCGCCACCGGAGAACGGAGUCUACAUUCAUGGGUUGUUUCUGGAAGGUGCCAAAUGGAAUUUGAGAGGAUGUUAUCUUGAAGAGCAGCUCUCCAAAAUGCUCAUCGAUGUAAUGCCAAUUAUCCAUCUCAUUCCCAUUAAAAUAGCGGAACUUGAAGAAGGGACCCGUUAUAAGUGCCCGGUAUACAAAACGGCCGAGCGGAAGGGCAUUCUCUCAACCACAGGCCAUUCAACCAACUAUGUACUCCCUAUUUUGCUCGGAACCCGCCUGAACAGCACCCAUUGGGUCAAGCGCAGCGUAGCUUUGCUAUGCCAAACCUCGGACUAAAUUGCUUUGAGUUUACUGUUGUUAUAUCUUUACACAUUUUACACUGAGCAGUAGUGAAACCCGAAAACGUUCAUAUUGUAUUGGGUGAUUUGAUAAAGCACUUUUCUAUAAUAAUCAAAAAUGUGUAAUAAUUUUGAAUGCCACAUUGCCUUGGCGCCAGUUUCACACAACACUACUGUUCUAAUUACACAGUUUCAAAAUUUGCAUAUAUAAUUUAUACCAUUUAAAAGCCCACCUCUGAGCCAAUAGUUGUGCAGCUUAUCACCUGUAUUAGGCAAAGUUAUGCAUGAAAACAUCAUUCCAGCUUUCGGCGCCUCAUCUUCUGGAGUACCAUCCCCA
Molecule: messenger RNA, 12364 nt
Organism: Toxorhynchites rutilus septentrionalis
Lineage: Eukaryota; Metazoa; Arthropoda; Insecta; Diptera; Culicidae
Gene: Dhc62B
Product: dynein axonemal heavy chain 12
Exons: 9
Coding region: 236-12025 (3929 amino acids)
Biological process (GO): microtubule-based movement
Cellular component (GO): dynein complex
Molecular function (GO): ATP binding; minus-end-directed microtubule motor activity; dynein light intermediate chain binding
Source: RefSeq, a predicted model, not a curated record